AUGCUCAGCAAAUUUGCGGUGCCUGUGGCUAUCCUAUUGAUAGUAUUGGGAAUAUGGGAAAGUGCCGUUCAUCUUUUUGAGAUACCGCGCUAUAUUCUGCCAGCCCCUUCAAAAAUUGUGGUGACGCUAUUUGCAAAACACGCGCAAUUACUGAAACACACACUUGUGACACUCGAAGAGAUGCUCCUUGGAUUUCUCCUCGCGGUUAGCAUUGGUGUUCCGUUAGCCGUGUUGAUGUUCGAGUUUCCAGCACUGGAGAAAGCCUUCUAUCCGUAUGUUAUCGGUUCACAAACGGUUCCAGUGUUUGCUAUCGCUCCACUACUGGUGCUAUGGUUCGGCUUCGGUAUCGCCUCGAAAGUGAUCAUGGCAGCACUGAUUGUAUUCUUCGCAAUUGUGCUGAAUACACUCGAUGGCUUGAAAUCCACUGAUCCAGAUACAGUAAACCUGUUCCGAAUUUUGCGAGCGACCCGAUGGCAGAUACUUUGGAAAGUACGCAUCCCGUCGGCACUGCCGUUUAUCUUUUCAGGUGCAAAAAUAGGCAUUUCGAUCUCUACGAUUGGCGCGGUUAUCGGUGAAUGGGUGGGCGCAAAGGCAGGACUCGGAUACCUUAUGCUGUAUGCGAAUGGACAACUCCAAAUUUCACUCGUAUUUGCAGCUAUUUUUUGCUUAACGAUUUUAGGUUUAAGUCUCUUCGGACUGAUGACACUGUUGGAGCGGUACGCAAUGCCGUGGCGGCAGCAUCAAUACGAACAGGUCAAAUGUCCGGUAAGCGUGUCACUCGCAUAUCGGAGAGGAAAAAAGGAAAAUUCUCAUGAAAACAGCAAUUUGCUUAAUGUUUCUCAUUAG
Messenger RNA from Geodia barretti, 846 nucleotides. The record is from the annotation of a GenBank genome assembly. NCBI's taxonomy places the organism in Eukaryota, Metazoa, Porifera, Demospongiae, Tetractinellida, Geodiidae.